Leptinotarsa decemlineata (Colorado potato beetle) is the source of this 3028-nucleotide messenger RNA. RefSeq names its product peritrophin-44. Lineage: Eukaryota; Metazoa; Arthropoda; Insecta; Coleoptera; Chrysomelidae. The record is from RefSeq and is a predicted model, not a curated record. Gene Ontology annotation, cellular component: extracellular region. Gene Ontology annotation, molecular function: chitin binding.
UUGCCUCCCUAAACUUCAACGGUAAUCUUCGAAACGGUGGGGAAGCUGCUUUUGGUUGCUCUAUAAGAAGAUAUGGCCGUGACUUUGAAAUAACUGGUAUAUUGCGAAAUAUCUUCUCAGGAGACGCGUACAAAAAUUAGAAAUGGGUGGCAGUAGAUUAUUCGUAAGCAAAUUAUGUGGAGCAGUUUUGUUGGAACUUUGUCUGAUUUUGUCAGUUGUGUGUGAACAAUCAGGAAGCAAUGCCUUGCCAACAGCAGAAAACUCAAGAUGUCUAAAACCAACAGGACAGUUUCCAAGUAAAGCAUGUAAUAAAUUCGUCAAUUGUUGGUCUGGAAUAGCGAUCGAGCAAAAUUGUCCAGACGGUCUUUUGUUUAGUUCCAGAGGGUAUUGUGAUCAUCCCCAAAACGUAAACUGCAAUGGACGACCGAUAGAAGGAACGACUUCCAUAUUUAGCGAUACGGUACCGUCAUCAACGUCUCCACCUUUAUCAGUUGGGCCAUCCAGUACUACUACGUGGGCUACUCCCACGUCAUCCUCUUCUGCAACCAUUAUACAAUCGCCAGACCAGUCUUUAAAGAAAAAAUGUCUCAAAGCAAGAGGACAGUUUCCAAGCACUUAUUGUAAUAAAUAUUUGAAUUGCUGGGACGAUACAGUGGUGGAGCAAGAAUGUCCAGAAGGGUUGUUAUUUUCCCCAAAAGGAUAUUGCGAUUACCCAGCUAAUGUUAAUUGUGGAGAUAGAGUUAAAUCUGAAGUCGCCUUGUCUGAAAAUGCCUCCCCCUCGGAAUGUCCUCUGGAGUAUGGAACAUUCAGAGAUAAAACAAAUUGCAGUUCCUACUUUACUUGUGCUGGAAAUAAGGUUGUUUCGAGAUAUGGUUGCCAUGAGGGGUUCAAAUUUAAUGAUAAUAUUGGAGUUUGCGACUAUGAAAAUAGGGUGGAUUGUUCAAAGGAACCGCUAAUCUUCCAAAGGCAAACCAACAAUUUGGGUUCGGACGUUAAAGAUGACCAAAUCGAUUCUGAUUGCGCUGUAGAAUUUGGAACGUUCAGGGAUAAGAACAAUUGUAGCACUUACUAUACUUGCGUAGCAUAUAAAAUCAUUUCCAAACAUGAUUGCCCACCUGGUUUCUAUUUCAAUGACGACAUAGGUGUUUGCGACUACUUCAACAGGGUGAACUGUGAACAGCCUCCUAAGAUUUUUCAACUGAGAAGUAAUUUCGUUCAGCAACUGCCAGAAGAAUAUAUGAAAAAAAUCAAUGACUGUACACCUGGGACUAUAGUACGCCUAAAUCCACAAUGCACAGCUGCAUGUUUAUGUCGAAACGGAGUAGCCGAGAUUAUUCAAUGUCCGGCAGGAUUUGCGUAUGAUUCUUUGUCAGAUAAAUGCGUUUCGCCACACUUAGCUAACUGCUGAAAAGGUGGAGAGAUCUACAAUUCUCAUUACUCACUAGCAGGGAUGGAGUAACAGUAACAAUAAAUUUUCACAUAUUCGAAUCUGGAUGGAGGGAAAAUUUUCGAUGGGAUCUGCGUUCAAAAAUCCUGACUUUCAAAUGACAAAUUUGCAAUGCAAGAAUGUCUGCGUUGCCAAAGUUUUUCGCAUGUCACCAAGUAUAUUUCUAAAUUUUAUAUUAGGAGCACACAAAAGGCAAAAGUGACUGCUAGAACAAACUUUCUGGAAGAGGACAGCCAGCUGGAAAUGACUGUAAUAAUUAUUGCAAAGUACGAAGUUCAGUUAAUUUUACACUAGAGGUCGUGAACGGGUAACACUUCCAUCCUAGUUUUUCCUUAUCUUAGGUUUAUUCCCUAGUUUUUCGAGAUCUUGUUGCUCAAGUUGAAAUCUCAAUUGAAAAAGUCAAGAUCUCGAGAGAAAACUCAAGAUGAAGUGAAGUGAAGUUAGGUUAGGUUAGGUUAGGUUAGGUUGAAACCAAAACACUUACUGGGUUGGUGGCAGUGAUUUAUAUUAUAUUUCAAGUGUUUUGUAAGUUUCUUGAUAAAUAUUACUAGUUACCUAAUUGACUUUCCAUUGUUUACGAUUGAAUAAACUGUUUUCAAGUUUUUUUAUUCACUUUCAUUUAUUUGUUUGUCACAGGAAAAUAAUCUUUUUUGAUUGCCAUGCAUUUUUACUAGUUUUCAGACCAAGCUUGGCUCUAAGCAAAAUACUUCAUCUCUAUUUAUACCUAAACAUCUUUGGUAUGCAAACAUCACACUCGGGAUGAUGCACUUGAAUGUUGAAACAAUUUUGCUUGCAUUAGAAAAAGGAAUACUCAGUUCUCUCAACCGACUUUUUAUUUCGCCAAUAUACUUGAAGGUGUUCUCAAAAAGUUUCCCAAAUUUGCUUGAAUUAUCCUAUGAUGAUAUACUUACUUCAAUACAUACUCACUUCGAAUAAGACAUUGCGAUAACUUUAAUCUGACCAAAGUCUACUGGGAUUCGUUGAGUGAUUCUUCACUGGAUGAAUCAGUUUCAUUAGGAUUGAUGACAACUGAAAUAAUUUUUUCUCAUAAUGAAUCCAUGCGAUCAUCCAGAUCCCACAUCUAUGCUUCGAUUCUGAUUGAUUUGUGGAUACAUUUUUCCCAAGCUUUUUAGUCGACUGUUUCCAGAGCACUGUAUUGGUAUUUCUUUACUUCACACAGCUUGAAGGUCUUAUUAUUCCUCACGAUGAAUACUUUAACUUGAGCCCAAACCAACUCUAUUGGAAUCAAUUCACAGUGAUAAGGCGGCAACCAAAGAACCGACAUUCCUUUAGUCUUCGCCACCUCAUCGGUGACAUACCUGACGAAUUUUGACUUAUGACGUUUAGCCAAGUUGAGGAGCUCCGCUUUCAACAUGGUCGAUUCAAAAGGAAUAGUUCUCAUUUGUAACCACUCAGUAAUAUCUGCUUUCUUCCAACACGACGUCGGCAGCUUCUCGACUCGUCUACUGUGGUAACUUGCGUUAUCCAUUACUAUUACGAAUCCCUGCGGAAGUUUUACAAGUAUGUUUUUAAACCAUUCAUUGAAUACUGUGGCAUCCAUUUCUUGAUGACAAUUCCCUU